Amphiprion ocellaris (clown anemonefish) is the source of this 2954-nucleotide messenger RNA. It is a transcript of the gene eya2, whose product is annotated as EYA transcriptional coactivator and phosphatase 2. Gene Ontology annotation, biological process: cell differentiation; multicellular organism development; negative regulation of extrinsic apoptotic signaling pathway in absence of ligand. The record is from RefSeq and is a predicted model, not a curated record. Bases 453 to 1883 code for a protein of 476 amino acids. Gene Ontology annotation, cellular component: nucleus. Gene Ontology annotation, molecular function: protein tyrosine phosphatase activity. NCBI's taxonomy places the organism in Eukaryota, Metazoa, Chordata, Actinopteri, Pomacentridae. The transcript is spliced from 16 exons.
GAACAUCACUUCCCCACCGCCAGGAAAGCAAACACAACUCCUGAAGCUGCGGAGGAAGAGAAGUGAGAUCGAUGUGAGAAGCUGUCACCUGGAGCCUCCAGACCAGAGCCUUCCUCCUCUUCCUCCUCCUCCUCUUCUUCUCCUGCGGGGCUCCGAGUCCUCAGCAAGCGGCCACUCGGUCUCCGAUCCUCCGGGACACUUGGCGGAGGGAGAAAGUGAGCUGGGCAUGGAGAGGAGAGGCUGCUCUCACUGACAAUCGGAUAGUUGUGUUUUUUCCUGCGUGUGCUUCGCUCUAAAUAAUGGAGAGUUGACGGCUUGAGAGGAACCUGACUAACAGCAGUGUGACGGGAUAAAGAGGAUAAGGCUGUCUCCACAGGGGCAGUGCCCGUUCUUGCCUCAUUCACAGGGCUUCUUAUUACCCGUUUCAAACUCAGCACACCUCCUGCAGUGUCAUGGCUGCGUAUGGACAGACUCAGUACAGUCCGGCCCUCCAGCCUGCAGGACCAUACACGCCGUACACCCACCACACACAGGGCUACAGCAUGCCGUCUUACAACAUUAAAACGGAGGAUGGUCUGAGCCACUCUCCAGGACAGACAGGACUGCUGGGAUACUCCAACUUCAGCACCACUCCUCCCAGUCAAAGCCUCUACAGCUACUCUCACACACAUGGUGGUGGUAUUUCAUCUGGAAUUUUUCAAGGCACCCAUGCAAUCUCAAGUUCAACCCCAUUCAACCCUACCCAACAAGAGUUUUCAGCAUAUUCCAGCUACAGUCAGAGUCAGUACUCUCCGUAUUAUAACUCACAUCACUACAACAGCCCCUACCUAACCAGCAGCAACAUCAGCCCCGCUGCCAUCACUGCUCCUUUAGCCUACCAGCACCCAGAACACCCCGUCAUGGUGCCCAAUCACAGCCCAGAGUCACAUACAGGAGAGUACCACCCGCCGCCCAGCCCCCCCACACCAGGUAAAGAGGAGGGGGUCCCAGCGCGACGGGGGUCAGAUGGCAAGUUGAGAGGAAGAAAAAGAGUCAGUGACCCGGCUCCACCUCUGGACUCUGAUAUAGAGCGAGUGUUUAUCUGGGAUCUGGAUGAAACCAUCAUCAUUUUCCAUUCUCUCCUCACGGGAACUUUCUCCUCACGAUUUGGCAAGGACUCUUCCAAGGCGGUGUCUCUGGGUCUGUGGAUGGAGGAAAUGAUCUUCAACCUGGCUGACUCCAGACUCUUCUUCAAUGACCUGGAGGAAUGUGACCAAGUGCAUAUUGAUGACGUGGCAUCAGAUGACAACGGACAGGACCUGAGCACUUACAACUUUGGGUCAGAUGGCUUCCAGAGCCCAGCAGGGGCCGGUUCUCUGUGCCUGGGGUCGGGGGUCCAUGGAGGGGUGGACUGGAUGAGGAAACUGGCUUUCCGAUACCGCAGAGUCAAGGAGAUCUACAACACAUACAAAAAUAACGUCGGGGGUUUGCUGGGCAGCCCCAAGCGAGAAGAGUGGCUACAGCUGAGGAGAGAAAUGGAGGUCCUGACUGACCUGUGGCUGACUCAGGCACUCAAAGCUCUGGCCCUCAUCAACUCGAGGCCUAACUGUGUGAAUGUGUUGGUGACCACCACCCAGCUCAUCCCAGCUCUCUCCAAGGUGUUACUGUACGGUCUGGGCUCAGCCUUCCCCAUAGAGAACAUCUACAGCGCUACCAAGACAGGCAAAGAGAGCUGUUUUGAGCGUGUCUCUCAGAGGUUCGGUCGGCGAGCAGUGUAUGUGGUGAUAGGAGACGGCGCUGAGGAGGAGUCCGUAGCCAAGAAGAAGAACAUGCCAUUCUGGAGGGUGUCCUGUCGGGCCGACCUCGAGGCUCUGAGCCAUGCACUGGAGCUGGACUACCUCUAGAGGGCGCCAUCUGCUACGUUCUGCUAUUCCACUCAAGUUGUGAGAAGCUCCUGAACUCCUGAGUGCAGCUGGAGGGGGAAGGUGCCCCCCGGAGACUGAUUCAGAGUCAGUAUUGCUAUUGUGAGCGCGCCCACGGGUGGACAACUUUACACCAAAGCCAGAGGAGCUGUGGGGAUUUUGAAGCGAGGCAGCAGUACACUUAUGAACACGAAGCCAAAAGUGCUGGACCAAAGUAAAAGACCAAAGUCAAAAAGGGACCAAAGCUUCAUAACUAACCCCAGAGAGCUGUGGCUAAUACUUUGAAUAUUAAAUAUAUAUUAUAUAUUAAAACAACCUGUCCUUUUGUUAGAAUUGAGUUCAUCUCAGUUUUAUGAAUGGUGUCCCACUUUUAUACACAACAAAAAAGUGUUGCACUGAAUGCAAGCUCUUCCAUCCUGUUUAAUGACCACAGUGAGUAUGUCUGCAUGGAUGAAACGUUCAAAUUAUUUGUUCUGCUGUGUCUUUGUAUUCGUUGUGAGACUUCAAUCAUUUUUCUGGUUAACACUAUUUUAAAGAUGGAAUAGAAACAUGAUAUUACGUGCAGUAGAUUUUGCCUCCACUAUUGAUUUAGUUUUUUUUAAUUAAUAUGUCAGCUAGAUAAACAUCCCCCCCAUAGUUAGAGGCUAUUAAAACAGUCUGUAUACUGCCAUUAAAAUUAGAGCUAUUUAUUGUUUGGUUUAAGUCUGCAACACAAUGAGGUAUAUAUAGUUUGGAAGCUCUACAUAUUAAAAAAAAUCAUUUUUAGAUACCAAAAACAGGCUCUUGUAAAAAUGUUUUGAUAAGACGUUGCCUCGGAGAUGCUGUAUUAUAGGCUGGUGCUGGAAUCCUGACUUUUGAUUCUGGGUUGUAUAUUGUCUUUUCCGUCAUUGUGAAAUUUCCUAAUUACCUGUUUGUAAUAUAGAUGAACUGUUGUGGUUGUGCAUGUGCCGAUUACACUGCCUGUCAGCUUAGCUAUGAUUUGUAUAUAAUGCUUUAUUGUCAAUUUGUUUUGACAGACAGUUAAGGUAGAUUAAUAAAGAUAAAUUAAUUGCA